Heteronotia binoei (common prickly gecko) is the source of this 487-nucleotide messenger RNA. Its product is annotated as neuritin-like. The transcript is spliced from 3 exons. The record is from RefSeq and is a predicted model, not a curated record. The coding region runs from base 1 to 408 and encodes 135 amino acids. Gene Ontology annotation, biological process: neuron projection extension; nervous system development. Lineage: Eukaryota; Metazoa; Chordata; Lepidosauria; Squamata; Gekkonidae. Gene Ontology annotation, cellular component: plasma membrane.
AUGGGUCAGGGACCGGGCAUGGCGCUGGUGCUGCUCCUGGCACUGGCGUCUCUGCUCAAGUCUCUGGCUGCAGAAACUCAAUGUGAAAACAUUUACCAAGGCUUCUCUGACUGCAUCUUAAGACUGGGGGAAAACAUGGCCAGCUUUGAAGAUGAAAGGACCCAGGCCCAGGAGCUGCGCACUGUCUGUGGAUAUUGGGAUGAGUUUCACGCCUGCGCUAUGACGGCCCUGUGGGAGUGCCAGCAGGAGGCUGCAACUGUCUGGGAGAGGCUGAAAAAAGAGUCCAAGAAAAUUCAAUUCCAAGGCAGCCUCUUUGACCUCUGCGCCUCGCAGAAUUCCAGCACCACGCGGAUUCCUCAUAUAUUGCUGUUAAGCAUCACUUCAGUGGUCACUUGGCUGAAUUUAUAAAGGGGGGAGUGCUGAAAUUCCAACAUCUGUACAAUUAUAUGCCCUCUACCCAUGUGUUUGAUUAAAUAUUGUUAGGUUA